GCCAUGGCUAGGCAUGCGACCACUAUCAAUUGCUUAAGGCUUUUAGGGUAUUGGUGUUGCUUUUUUGACGCUGCUGCUGACUGGCAAUACCGACACUCAUGAUCGUCAUGGAGAUACCCUAUUCACUAUGUGUGUCGGUAAUAAUCUUGCAGCAUACAUACAGUCAGUUCAUGCGUCUAGUCCAAAACGAUGGAACGCAAAAGAGAGUGGUAUGCGACGUAUCAUUAUCUUUUCUUUCCCAAGUCGGAGAUAUCCUUGAUUAUAUCUUAUCUACGCCGACAACUUGGAUUCGCUUGUAUUGGAAGAAUAAGGCUGAAGCAUGCUUCUCAAUAUUUAUUUAGGAGAUUGCACCUGCAAUGGCCCUUAUCGACCUAGAUGGAAUCAACAAGAAAUGGUUUAAAAGAGGUUAGAUUCUCUCCCCUGGGUUACUACAUUGGUAGGUUACC
Molecule: messenger RNA, 446 nt
Organism: Annulohypoxylon maeteangense
Lineage: Eukaryota; Fungi; Ascomycota; Sordariomycetes; Xylariales; Hypoxylaceae
Exons: 1
Coding region: 99-341 (80 amino acids)
Source: RefSeq, a predicted model, not a curated record